Podospora anserina S mat+ is the source of this 2388-nucleotide messenger RNA. RefSeq lists its product as uncharacterized. Gene Ontology annotation, cellular component: nucleus. Bases 1 to 2388 code for a protein of 795 amino acids. Gene Ontology annotation, molecular function: ubiquitin protein ligase activity; zinc ion binding. The transcript has 2 exons. The record is from RefSeq and is a predicted model, not a curated record. Gene Ontology annotation, biological process: protein ubiquitination; ubiquitin-dependent protein catabolic process. Lineage: Eukaryota; Fungi; Ascomycota; Sordariomycetes; Sordariales; Podosporaceae.
AUGACCUCUUUGGUCUCUGAAUUCAUCAUCACGCCUGUUCUGCGACAAGCCCGCCGCUUCUCUUCGAGUUUCGCCACCGAGGAACGACCAGCAUCGCGACACAACCGACAGAGGUCGGUGGAAGAAUCGACCUCUGUUCCAGAGAAUGCCAUAAUGGAGGACGACCAGGACGUGGUGAUGGUAGAGAGAAAUGCGGGGGAGACUUCCUCGAGCCCUGUGCCAGCGAUAGCGCCGGCACCAGCACCAGCACCGGAGUCGACCCCACCGCCACCUACCUCGCUCCCGACCCCAACCACCAAUGCUGUAUCAUCGUCACCAAGUCAGGCGGAAGGGAUGCUACGGAAUACCCCAGAAGUUACCGUCGUUCCAAACACAUUAUCGGCCCGACAACCAAGUUCUCCCGCCCCGUCCGCCCCUCCGAGGACGGCCUCUGACGCAGCAGAUGGACCACGCCAGGCAAACAUAAUGCGAAGAAACCCUUUGCCUGAAGACGACGGCAUGGGGAAACUACGGAAAAAGAUUCGGAGCAUACAGGAGAUGGAUAUUGCCCAAAACCUCAAAGCGCAACUGGUCCACCAAUUGUUGACGGAGAAGUACACACUGGCUCAACAAAAGAACGGAUUACUGAAAUCAACAAUUCGACCCGAAUCCCUAAUGGGUCGGGCAAUAGUACCGGACCAAAACGCAUCACCAGAGUCUUUCGGGGCGUUGCAGGCAUUGAAAGCUUGGAACCCACUCAGCACCGAAUCUGCGCCACUGGAGUUGCCCCUGACUGCGGAGGACCUGAAGCCGACGUAUGCCCCUGCAGUUAUGAUGGAUCAGGAUGGCGAGGUCGAGAGUCCGGCAUCCGAUGGUCCGCAAGAAAAGCGACACCUGGGCUGCGAUCACUAUCGGAGGAACGUCAAGCUACAAUGCGCCACCUGCGAGCGCUGGUACACAUGCCGAAUGUGUCACGAUGCCGUCGAGGACCAUGUCUUGCCCCGCCAGCAAACCAAACACAUGCUGUGUAUGCUUUGUGGCUGCGCCCAAAAGGCUUCGGAUACGUGCGCAAGGUGUGGGGAGUCUGCGGCCAACUAUUACUGUGGCAUCUGUAAGCUUUGGAAUGACGACCCUAACAAGCCCAUCUACCAUUGUUCAGACUGCGGGCUCUGCAGAGUCGGGCAAGGGUUGGGGAAGGACUUUUUCCACUGCAAGAAAUGUAUGGCUUGCAUCUCCAUGACUGGCGAACACAAGUGCAUCGAGCGGUCCAUAGACUGCGACUGCCCCAUUUGCGGAGAUUACCUCUUCAACUCGAUGAAGACUGUCGUAUUCAUGCAGUGCGGUCACAGUAUCCACAAACGCUGCUUCGAGAUGCACAUGGAGACCUCUUAUCGAUGCCCCAUCUGCAGUAAGAGCUGCGUCAACAUGGAGACUCAGUUCCGGAACUUUGACGUUGCCAUUCUCGCGCAGCCCAUGCCGCCAGAAUAUAUCGACGCCCGUGCCAUCAUCUCUUGCAACGACUGUAGCGCCAAAAGCCAGACUACUUACCACUGGCUCGGGCUGAAGUGCUCUCUUUGCAACUCUUACAACACUAUUCAAAGGCAACUCCUCAACAUGCCUAAUGGUACCAACCAAGAGCUGCCGACGCAGCAAAUGGAGCGACGACUAGAACAACUCCAAGAGGAGGCAUCGCAGCGUCAGGAGCAGCGGCAGCUCACAGAACCGGCCACACUCAAUCCUGGACAUGAGCGCGAAGCUGUUACUUUUACCGCCCUGCCCGCGAGCAACGCUGGACCCCUGGCGGCAGGCUCCCAGCCGCCAGGGCAAGAAGAACCCCCUAUUUUUAGUCUCAGCUUGCCAAGCAGAUCCUCCACCCCUCUCCCUGCGUACGAGGUUAUCGAGCGAGCACGUCGGGAACAAGAGGCGAGAGCUCAGAGGUUGGGAGGGCUGCCGGAUAGCCUGGGAAAUGGUAUUGACGUCUCCCCUCCCGCCGCCACCAUUGCCGCAUCUAAUAAUACGCCCCUGACUGAACAUGACCUUGUUGUUGCUGGCUUGCUACCCGCCCCUUCAGUCCAGCCCCAACAACCACAGCACCAGCAUCAGCACCACCGCCAACUAACGCCAGAGGAACUCAUUGAUUUUGUGCAGGUCCGAGACGGUGAAGCGGACGACGACGAUGAUGACGAGGACGAGGAUACGUUUCUGGAUUUGUUUUGGGGACGGGAUAGGGAGUUGGAUAGGAUACCUAAUGCGGGGACGGCGUUCACUUCGCUUGGAAGCCCGGGGGGUGCUGCUGUUAACGAAGAGGAGGAGGAUAGCUCGUCGUGUGAUGAUUUGAGCUCUGAGGAAGAGGAGGAAGAAGAAGACGACGAUGACGAGAAUGAGAUUGUGCUGCUUGGGCACCGGUGA